GCCAGAUCAAAGCGAAGCAGGAGAAGCGCGGAUGAGAGAUGGCAGCGCUGCAGUGAGAGUCGGAGCCCAGUGUCUUGGCUUUCCUUCGGCGUGAGUCAUGGCGGGGAUAUAGAUGCGCGCAGCCCCAGCAGAACCACACGGCUCAGUUGGUGUGUGCGCCGCGGGCAGGUCCUUAUCAUUGUUCCAUGUGGUAGCGGAUCCAUGUCAGUCAGCAAAGGAAUGACAGACGGCUACAUCGGGAAGUGAGCAACAUGACCACCAGGCCCCAGUGGAAGUUCAUGGACAAGAUGAGGUGCUUCAGGAAGCGAUCCAUGUUCCCCCUGCUUGGCGUCCUUAUCACCUUCCUGCUCUUCUUCAAUCUUUACAUGGAUGGUGGAUACAUGCUGGAGGCAGAGAAACGACAACUGGGGGACUCACUGAUGCAUCCCGGGAACAGAUACAUCCACACCUUCAGAGAUCUUUCCAAUUUCUCUGGGACCAUCAACGUGACUUACAGAUACCUCGCAGGGAUUCCUCUGCCUCGAAAAAAGUUCCUCACCAUCGGACUGUCGUCUGUGAAGAGGCGACGAGGGAACUACCUUCUGGAGACCAUCAAGUCCAUCUUUGAUCAGUCCAAUUAUGAGGAGCUGAAUGAGAUUGUGGUUGUGGUCCACCUGGCGGACUUUGACCUGGUCUGGUGUGAGAACCUGGUCCAGGAAAUCACCCGGAAGUUUGGUCACCACAUCAUUGCGGGGCGUCUCCUGGUGAUCCAGGCUCCAGAGGAGUUCUAUCCUUCUCUGGAAGGACUGAAGAGGAACUACAACGACCCAGACGACAGAGUUCGCUUCCGCUCCAAACAGAACGUGGACUACGCUUUCCUCCUCAACUUCUGCACCAACCUGUCUCACUACUACAUGAUGUUGGAAGAUGACGUGCGCUGCUCCAGGAACUUUCUGACCGCGCUGAAGAAGGUGAUCACCUCACGGGAAGGUUCUUACUGGGUCAUGCUGGAGUUCUCUAAGCUGGGCUACAUCGGGAAGCUCUACCACUCCAAGGACCUGCCUCGUCUGGCCCACUUCCUGCUCAUGUUCUACCAGGAAAUGCCCUGCGACUGGCUGCUCAUCCAUUUCAGGGGUCUGCUGGCCCAGAAGGACGUGAUCCGCUUCAAGCCCUCGUUGUUCCAGCACAUGGGCUACUAUUCAUCUUACAAAGGAGCUGAGAACAAGCUGAAGGACGAUGACUUUGAGGAGGACUCUGUGGACCUUCCUGACAACCCUCCUGCCAGACUAUACACCAACAUCAAGGUCUUUGAGAGCUAUGAGGCCACCAAGGCCUACAGCAGCAUCAUCGACGAGUACUUCUGGGGCAAACCUCCAAGUACUGGAGACUUCUUUGUCAUUAUUUUCAAUAAAUCUACCAAAAUCCGUAGGAUUACAAUCGUCACAGGUACAGAGGACCGUCAGAGCGACAUCCUCCAUCAUGGAGCCCUGGAAGUGGGACAGAAAUCUGUGGAGACCAAACAGGGACGACAGUGCGGCUCGUACAUCACACUGGGAGAAUUCAAGGGUGGGAAAAUUGAGGUGAACAAUGUGGACCACAAGAUUGGUUUUGACAUUGAGUGUGUGCGCAUUGUGAUCACGGCCAGUCAGUCAGAGUGGCUGAUCAUCAGAACUAUCAGUUUAUGGACCACACAGCCCGUCAGUCAGCUCACAUAGUUGCAGGAGAUAUUUUUCAAGUCACAUAUCUUCUUUAUUGAUGAAUGCAUUUGCUGUGUAAGUGCUGUGGGAGACUUUAUGGAAGUAAAUAAGAUCCAUAUUUUCUUGGGCUCAGUGGGCCACGUGAUUUUUCAGAUAUGUUAUAAUAAAAGAAUGUACAAUCUAUAAAACCCUUGGAUGUAUGUAUGUUUUAUUAUGUUGUAUGUAUGAAUGGGCCUCUGACAAAUGCACAUAAAAGUAUUAUGAUUUAGUUUUUAUCAUAAUUAUGAAUAUAAUUGUAUACAUUGUUUACCUGUUAAGCGAUGAUAUAUCGAUCUGAAAUUAUAAAACAUUGAAAUAUUUGGCUUUGUAGCAGCAUAGUGAAUGAUGCUUGACAGCAGCAGUGGUAUGCAGCUGGAGCAUUUAGCACAGUGUUUACGAGGGAGGCGAGUGUUUGGUA
Messenger RNA from Synchiropus splendidus (mandarinfish), 2133 nucleotides. Its product is annotated as alpha-1,3-mannosyl-glycoprotein 4-beta-N-acetylglucosaminyltransferase C-like. The record is from RefSeq and is a predicted model, not a curated record. Gene Ontology annotation, molecular function: acetylglucosaminyltransferase activity. Lineage: Eukaryota; Metazoa; Chordata; Actinopteri; Syngnathiformes; Callionymidae. The transcript has 5 exons. Bases 252 to 1694 code for a protein of 480 amino acids. Gene Ontology annotation, biological process: protein N-linked glycosylation.